CCUUUUAAACCCCUUCCUUCCUUCCUGCUUUCUAUUUUAUAUCUCUCUCUUCUUAUCAACAAUCUCUACCUUUGAUAUAUAAUCACUCCAUAUACCACUUUCAAAGAACCAAUUCAACUCAUUCCAUCUCAAUCACCAAUCUACCAUCUACCAUCUACCAUCUAAUCAAAAUGCCUUUCGAAGCCCAACAACCCCAAGCUCAACAGAUGGAGAUGUCCACUACCAAUGGUCCCAUCACCGAACAACCUCGUCAAAAUGAGGGUAUGAGCGCCGAUGUAUCGAUGCGUGGUGGUGGUGGAUGCUGCGAAGCAUGUCUCGCCUGCUGUCUCCUCGAGGAAGUCUGCGCUUGUUUGAUUUGUGAGGAGUGCUGUUGUUAAACGCGUUUCUAUGGGGAUAUAUACACAGAGAGAUGCAUACAUAUAUGUAUCUAGAAUAUAGAUCGUACACCUACUGCGAUGGAGUGGAGAUGAUUGAUACCCGGUUGUUUGCGGAUGCGGAUGCGGAUGUAUAUUGCGAUGGAGUUAUAGAUAUGAAUGCGAUAGUAGAGGAUACGGGAUGAGAGGGGAAACUAUGAAUUUCGAUGUUUUUACGCGGAUGAUGAAUUGGGGUCGAUGAAUGCGAUUAGUAUGAUGCAGGAUGGGUAGAUUUUUCUGCUGGAUGAGGAACAAGCAGAAAUGUAUUUUGCGAAUAUCCAAAUAUUAUAUCUGAUUUUUUAUCCUUUAUGAAUUUCUACGUUUUUACUU
This is a messenger RNA of Botrytis byssoidea, 743 nucleotides long. RefSeq lists its product as uncharacterized. The record is from RefSeq and is a predicted model, not a curated record. The transcript is spliced from 3 exons. Bases 171 to 377 code for a protein of 68 amino acids. NCBI's taxonomy places the organism in Eukaryota, Fungi, Ascomycota, Leotiomycetes, Helotiales, Sclerotiniaceae.